CAGGUAAACUGAUGAUGGUGGCUUCUCCCAGGAGGUUACAGAUCCUCUGCUGCAUGGCAGUGAGCAGGACGGGGACUGGAGUACAAUCGGCGGACGUCCCCUCCAUGGCUGCCCGCGCCUGAGCCACUUUCCUCCGGACCUCCGUCUUCAUAUCCGACCAUUUCUUCUUGACCUCCGGCAACUCCCUGGGACAGGUCGUGACAGCGUUCACCUUUUUGAGGAUCUCCAUCCACGCGUUGUUCUUUGCUAUUUGUUCCAGACUUGCUAUUGGUAGAGCCCCAGUCAACAUUUGAACAUGCCAAGGGAGUGAAGCCCCCUCUCAAAAACAACCUUCGUCCGUGGGCUCUUAACCCAAACUGGGCAAGCAAAGCAGGAGUUUGAACCACUUUCACAAUGGGCCAUCCUCCAAUUUAUAUGAUACUCUUCGCAAUCUUUUAUCACAGUCAUGGCCUGGAAACAAACCUACUUUACAGGUCCAAAAGGAUUCAGGAAAGUGCCGGAUCAGAUCCCAGUGCCUGUUUUUCAAGGACAGAUCAACCACAAGUCUUAACAAACACUCCCAACUUUUCUAUGGAUCUUCGGAUGCCUGGCGUCAUCCCAGCUGAGUCGGACACUUACCUAUGCAUGGCAUUUCGUGUGCCAAUUAGUCAAGCUGCAUAUGUAGUGGAUUUCAUGCCUCAGGCUACUAUGAACACAGUCCAUCACAUGCUGUUAUUUGGCUGCAAGACCCCCGUCUCCACCACCAACUACUGGGACUGUGGCAGUGCACGGGGCACUUGUGAGGACGGAGGCUCCAUUUUAUAUGCCUGGGCUCGCAACGCACCCCGUACGAAACUACCAAAAGAUGUUGGUUUUAAAGUUGGAAAAAAAUCAGGAGUGUCUUACUUUGUGCUACAAAUCCAUUAUGGGGAUAUCAGCGCUUUCCAAGAUCAUCACAAGGAUUGUUCAGGACUCACCUUAAGAAUGACAACCAAACCGCAGCCGUUUAUUGCUGGUAUUUUUCUGCUCAUGUCUAAGGACGCUGUUAUCCUCCCAGGAAAAAGAGUUACGAAUGCGGACGUGGCCUGUGAUUACGAUUCAUAUCCCAUCUACCCGUUUGCCUUCAGGACCCACACACAUGGCCUUGGAAAAGUUGUUAGUGGCUACAGGAUUCGAAAUGGAGAAUGGACCUUGAUAGGGAGACAGUCCCCACAACUACCACAGGCUUUCUAUCCGUCAAAUCGUGACGUGGAUGUGAAGUAUGGUGAUAUUCUUGCAGCCAGAUGUAUGUUCACUGGUGAAAGCAGAAGCGAGAAAACAUAUAUUGGGGGCACCUCUGAUGAUGAAAUGUGCAACUUCUAUAUCAUGUACUACAUGGACAGCAAACAUGCCAUUCCCUACAUGAGCUGCAUGGAGACCGGCCGUGCCAAACUAUUUCAGCACAUUCCAUCUGAAGCUAAUAUCCCCAUCGCUGUCAGCCCAGAUCACAUGAACUCCAUGAUGCACAUGGAAGGUGACUCAGGCACAUCUGGUCACAAAGAUAGCACAUCGACGCCAGAUUCAACCAGUGAAGAGCAGCUUCUCAAUCAAGGUGACCUAUUUUCUCUAAUGUCCAAGCUGCUAGGCCAGAGCAAGGAUGUAGUACACAUUCCUAAGUACAAUCCCAGCAAAAUACAAAGUGUCCAACCUGAGUUGGUUGCUCAGAUUCAUAGCUUAAUACAGAAGAAAAACCUGGGCUCUCGCAGUGCUUCGCUAGUCUUCCAAACCAGCAGGGACCCUAUUUUCACGAGGAACAGAGUGCAUAAAUUUCAUCAGCUUGAGGCCACUCCAAAGAUACCAAAAAGCAAGCUGCCAUCUCAAAGACAAGAUGUUCAUCUAGAGCAGAAUCCAGUAUGGCCACAAAGUGAUCUCCAGCUGGGACAGGUGUCAGGACUUGCCAUUGAUUCAGAUUCCAAUUUGGUCAUUUUUCACAGAGGUGACCACCACUGGGGGCCACAUUCUUUUGACAGCCAAGCUACAUACCAGCAGAGGUUAUCUGGCCCCAUUCAACAGUCUACUAUUCUGGUUGUGAACAGUGACAAUGGCAACAUCCUGAAGGCUUCUGGGAGAAAUAUGUUUUACUUACCCCAUGGAAUAACAACAGACAAGGACAAUAACUAUUGGAUAACUGAUGUGGCUCUUCAUCAGGUUUUAAAAGUUAGCAGUGAUGGCAGCGAUCGAAUUUUGCUGUCCCUGGGAGAGGCUUUCACGGCAGGAAGUGACCAAAACCAUUUCUGUCAGCCCACUGACGUGGCUGUCGACUACGAAAGUGGAAACAUUUUUGUGUCCGACGGCUACUGUAAUGCCAGGAUACUGAAGUUCUCUGCUGAUGGCAAAUACCUCUCUGAGUGGGGAGCUGGCUCAUCAGACAGGAGGAGGCAUAUACCAUUUCGGAUCCCCCACAGCCUUACAUUUCUCCCCAAGAACAAGGAAGUGUGUGUGGCUGACCGGGAGAAUGGACGCAUCCAGUGUUUCACAGCUCAAACUGGGGAGUUUGUCAAGGAAAUAAAGAAAGAGGAGUUUGGUGGCAGCGUCUUUGCUAUCACCUUCCUCCCUGUUGGAGGUGAAGAUGGCCUUAUCUUUGCAGUGAAUGGGCUGUCUUCGUAUGGACGCUCCACUCCUCUAAGUGGUUUUGCAAUAAACUAUUCAACCAAGGAUAUUGUGGAUACCUUCAUCCCAAAGAAAGGGGAUUUUAAAAUGCCGCAUGAUAUUGCUGUAACCAAAAAUGGCAGCAUCUUCGUGGGAGACGCAGACAGUAACACAGUCUUCAAAUUCACCGCUGAGAAGGCACAUCGUUCAGUAAAGAAAGCUGGAAUUGAAGUUCUUGAAGAAAUUGAGACCUUUAUCCAAACCAAAGUGAAGCCAGAGCUGAACGUGUCAAAGACAGCAACAGUCCAACAGAAGCCAAAAACAGCUCAACACCUUCAGCCACUGAAUGAUGAGAAGACAACGAUUGUUUCAAAGACAAACAAAGAGCAAGGUCUCCAGCCAGUGGUCAUCACUGUACUCCUACUCGUUCCCCUUAUGCUGGUCACCGCCAUCGGAGUCUUUUUCUGCUGGAGAAAGAACAACCGACAUGAGGACAUGAAGAUGGAACCCAGCGCUGUUGGAGGGAUCUUUGAAAAAAUCAGAGGCAAAGCAGUUGGCAGCCUGAACCUGGGGAACUUCUUUGCCUCCCACAAGGGUUACAGUCGUCAGCGCUUUGACCAGCUGAGCACUGAAGAAAGUGACCAGGACAGGAACGAGCAGGAGAGCAGCGAGUCAGAGAACGAGGAAUACUCCGCUGUGCCACCGCUGCCUCGAUCCUCUUAAUGGAGCCAAUCAGCAGCUGUCUGCUUACGUUGCCAGGGUGUAUGUCAUUUCUCAUUGUGUUACUGUUGUGUUAGCUGCCAAUCUUAUUGUUGGUAUAUUUAAGAAUCAACUCUACUGUACAUAAAAUGCGUUUGCUGUUAUUAAGUCCAUUUAUUUAACCGAGGAUUCAUUUGCCCAUGGUCUUAUUAUAAUGACUUGAUCUCUCAAGUUGAAAAAGAUGAAUGUUUGAAAAAAAUAUUAUUAACGUUAUUUUUUUACGGACGCAUUCCGAUUUAAACUUGUUUGUUGAUUUACGAUUUAUUUCAUUUUCAAUUUCUCGAUUCAUAGGUGGUAAAAAUUCUUAUCUGACACUUGAAGGGCAAUUUUGAUGGGCAAUGGAAUUUGUUUAUACAAACAUGUUUUAUGGUCGUUAUGCCAUAGCAGUUUUAUCUUAAUUGGACAAGAUAUCGUUUAGGGAGCCUCUCAGCUCAAUUUUUUUUUUUAUCAAACUGUUUUUUCUGCUUAGUUGCCUCGACAUUUUCUUGCACCGUUUAGUAACAUUUUAUUUUACACUUAAGUUAAAAGUGUUUUAUUGAGAUUUGGACUCGGAAUUUCAGGGAUAUUGUGAAGGAUGGAUGAAUAUUUUGAACAGCCCUAAUGUAAGUGCAUUCUUCCAUGUAGCAAAAUUACACACACUAUGGUAUCGCUUCUGCAUUCAUCUUUGGUCCAAGUAUCACUCACUCAUGUUACUCAUAUUCACACUAAAAUUGCUAUUAUGUGCCUUUGUAUAGUUUUUUGUUUGUUUUGUUGUGUUGCCUUUUUUCAUCAUUUGCCAUUAAAAUUGUAGUCUGAGGGAAAAUUGCUGCUAAUAUUGCCUGUACUUUACUGAAUUUUUUUUCUUCACCCUCAGUGGAAAACUGCAUACAAGUCAUAUUUUGGUAUAGGGAAAUGUAAAUGUUAAAUUUAAUUAAUUGAACUGCCAAGUCUCAGCCAGUGUAUUGAGGAACACGAUGUGUCCUCUGCUCCAAUACUGCUUUGGUAUUCAUUUAGGUUUGACAUAUAUAAAGACAAAUCUAUAUUUCUGAACUGAUCUUGGAUAUUAUACAAUUAAUACAUAUGUUGUUUUUAUAACAACAAAAUAAUAUGUACAUUGAGAGACAUCCUUUGCCAUGUGCAAUUCAUUAAGAAUCAAUGGAAAAUGUAAUAAAACUAUCAGAAAAAUCUAAGAAUGUUUAAAUAGUUACUAAUAGACAAAGCACAGGUAUGAAGUUCAAUAUACAUGGAAAAGAAGAAGGUGGUUUCCAAAGUGUUCACUCUUUUCAUUUCCCGGUCUCAUAUUCCAUCCAUGCUUCUCAGACUGUCACCAAAAACAUUUGUGUCAUUUGCUUUAUUUGUCACGGGAAUUAAAAAUGUACAAAGAGCAUGCCAUAGGAAUAGAAAUGUUGCAUUAACGCGUGGACUGAUAUUUGUCGUGAAACACUGGUUUUGCUGCAAAGGUACUAUUUUAGUAACGAUGUUAUUUGUGUAAUAAAGUGUCUGCAAAUCA
This is a messenger RNA of Entelurus aequoreus (snake pipefish), 4855 nucleotides long. It is a transcript of the gene pam, whose product is annotated as peptidylglycine alpha-amidating monooxygenase. The coding region runs from base 394 to 3330 and encodes 978 amino acids. The transcript is spliced from 27 exons. Gene Ontology annotation, molecular function: peptidylglycine monooxygenase activity; protein binding; copper ion binding. The record is from RefSeq and is a predicted model, not a curated record. Gene Ontology annotation, biological process: peptide metabolic process. NCBI's taxonomy places the organism in Eukaryota, Metazoa, Chordata, Actinopteri, Syngnathiformes, Syngnathidae. Gene Ontology annotation, cellular component: membrane; extracellular region.